Echinococcus granulosus is the source of this 1974-nucleotide messenger RNA. Its product is annotated as Putative RNA-binding protein 15B. Gene Ontology annotation, cellular component: nucleus. The coding region runs from base 1 to 1974 and encodes 657 amino acids. The record is from RefSeq and is a predicted model, not a curated record. Gene Ontology annotation, biological process: regulation of alternative mRNA splicing, via spliceosome. Gene Ontology annotation, molecular function: mRNA binding. NCBI's taxonomy places the organism in Eukaryota, Metazoa, Platyhelminthes, Cestoda, Cyclophyllidea, Taeniidae. The transcript has a single exon.
AUGCGCUCCUCCGAUGUGUACAGCCAGGGAAGUUCACAUUCAGAUCGCUUCCUUCAGGGUUUGGUGCCAGGUGGUGAGUUGGUGGGACCUUCAGGAACCAAAAUCGAUCCCGUUUUUGCGGCAGCAGCUGCGGCUGCUCUGAACGCGACUCUCGCCGCUCCUUCUGUCUCCUCCUCGAAUAUGUACUCACCUAACUCAUCUGCUACCGUUGCUGCUGUAGCUGCCGCGGCUAUGAAUGCUGCUGCGAUUGCUGCUGCACUUGGUGGCGCUUCUAACCAGCCAAACGGCGGUGCGGGAUCGAAUUUCCAGCUUCCUGGAAUACCCUCUCAAUCGUCACUCAAGAGAAGUAGUCGAUCUCCAACUUAUGAGCGUCGUGGUGGUGGAUAUCGUGGUGAAAGAAUCCGAGAACGCGACUCCCCAACUUACAGAAACGAAAUGCCGCGUCGAACUUCCAGCAGUCUGGGUGGUGGGCAUCCCAGCCCCGAGGACGAUCCGUCUGCUACUCGUACUCUCUUUGUGGGCAACCUCCCUCCAGAUAUCCGUAUUUCGGAGCUGCGUCAGAUUUUCGACGUCUAUGGUAUCCUGGAGGAUGUGGACAUUAAGCGCCCCCAAUCUUCUAAUUCUAAUGAGCCAGCUUACGCAUUUCUCAAGUACGUCAAUGUCAGUAUGGCCUAUAGGGCCAAAUUGGGCAUGACCGGUAAGCGGAUUGCCGGCUACGUCUGUAAAAUCGGCUACGGCAAAGUGACACCAACGCGUUGUUUGUGGGUUGGUGGUCUGGGACCUUGGACAAACUAUCCCAUGUUCGCAUCACUGGUGGAGCGGUUCUCUCGCCCAAAGAAGAUUGUAUGGCCGUCGGGGAAGGGCUACGCAAACAUACUUUACCACUCAACUGAAGCAGCUGCUGCAGCUGCUAAUUUACUGCGUGGUUACCCCUUGGGCACUGGAAAUCACCGCCUUCGUGUUGACUUCACCGAUGAGUCACACAUGCUCAUUUCGGGGACAAUCGAUUCCUUGAGGCGUGGGCGACCUAGUGGGAGUAGUGCAAAUGAUCGAACUUACCGUCCUAGGCGCGAAUCCAACCGGCACCCGCGCUCCGUAUCUCGGUCACCCGUCCGACCACCGAGUCGUAGGUCAUCCUCGUCGAAUACAUCUUCUGCAACUAAAAGCGCCACACCCUGCCCCUCCUCACGGUCGAGAUCUCGCUCUCCCUCUCCCACGGUCGCUGUACCCGAAGACAUCUCCUUGGAAACAGCCUGCAGCAUCGAGGAGGUUGCUGCUUGUCUAGCUGGUCCUAUCUGGAAGGCAGUGUUCGUGUUAAAGAAGAGCAACUUCUCCUGUCGUUUGCAUGCAGUCUCGGGAGACUCGGCACUUGCUGACCAAUUGUUUCCACGUCAACAGCCCAAACCCCCGCAGACACCGCCUGACGACGAAGACGACAACGGGGGUGGAGCGGUAGGGGCGGUUGUGGGUGAAGGUGAGGAAAAGAGACCCGCUGGCUCACCGGAGAAUAAUAACAACAGUUGUGCCGUAGAACCACCAUUGUUGCGAAUCAGUCAGCGGAUGAAGAUGGACCCAGCAAAGUUGGAAGAUGUGCGGAAACGCAUGAAGUCGGUGGGUAGUGGAGGUUAUUGCGUUCUGUUAGCCACUGAAGCAGCAAAUGAGACGGUUCCAGCUGCAGGUGCUGAAAAUCACAACCGUCCGCUACGAGAUCUUAUCAACUACCUGGCGAGCAAAGAGGCAGCUGGUGUGGUACUAAUGGGUAAUGAUCAAGAACAUCAACAACAGCAGCAAGGCGUUGAGGAUCAGCACAGAAUGGACAGUGAACCCUCUGGAGUGCUGCAUGUUCUCCCUCCAGGAGAGUUCGCAGUCUCUUUGUUGGUAGAAGGAGGAGCAUCGUGUUUGCAAGAGAAACGCGUGGAACCGGGGGAUAAGUAUCUGGUUAUCCUUUUGCUAAAGAACUAUGGUCUUGUGUAA